GGGAGUACAGAGAACGUUCACCAGACUGAUUCCUGGGAUGUCAGGACUUUAAUAUGAAUAAAGACUGGAUAGACUUGGCUUGUACUCGCUAGAAUUUAGAAGAUUGAGGGGGGUUCUUAUAGAAACUUACAAUAUUCUUAAGGGGUUGGACAGGCUAGAUGCAGGAAGAUUGGUCUCGAUGUUGGGGAAGUCCAGAACAAGGGGUCACAGUUUAAGGAUAAGGGGGAAAUCUUUUAGGACCGAGAUGAGAAAAGCAUUUUUUCACACAGAGAGUGGUGAAACUCUGGAAUUCUCUGCCACAGAAGGUAGUUGAGGCCAAUUCAUUGGCUAUAUUUAAGAGGGAGUUAGACGUGGCCCUUGUGGCUAAAGGGAUCAGGGGGUAUGGAGAGAAGGCAGGUACAGGAUACUGAGUUGGAUGAUCAGCCAUGAUCAUAUUGACUGGCGGUGCAGGCUCGAAGGGCCGAAUGGCCUACUCCUGCACCUAAUCUCUAUGUUUCUAUGUUUGUAUUUUUCUAUUAAAAUAUACAUUGCCCCGCUUAGCUACUCCAGUGUUUUGUGUUUACCUUUGUUAUAAACCAGCAGUUGCAGUUGCUUGUUAUUGUGUUACAAGGUAAUAUUUGAUCAGCCUUAGCCCUGGUUAGGGGCCAUGGCGUUCACCGGAACUGGGAUUAAUGGAACGAAGGGAGUGUGUGAGAAGUCCGUCUGGGCCGGAGACUAUUGGACCAGAUGUAUCUGUACAUCUUCGCCAACCGUGCCACAGUCAGUACUGCCCGUGUCACACACUUCCGGAGACACAGGUUCAAUCUGUACCUCCCGUGCUACAAGAGCAAUCGUUCGUGCUCCGACGCCGCGCUACUGGCUGUGCUCUUGUUUCCUCCCACCUGCAAUUGAGCUGUAUAUUAAUGGUUUCUGUAACCACUGUACAUGGGACUAAUAGUGUAAAUGGAUGCGACAAUCUGGGGGAACGGUUGAUAAGAAUGUGGGGAGAAUUAAAAUCUGUGAACGUAAUAUACAUUGGUGUUUGAUGAGUUGCGUGGACACCGUGGUCCAAAGACUGUAGUCUCUGAACUCUGUCGGGGCUAAAGUUCAUUUGAUCAACGCAUCCAAAUUUGAAAACCUUCCAUUCAGCCAAUGUUCCACAGAACAUUUUAUGCGGGUCUUGUGUCAGUAAUAUCUCUUCUCUCCUUCACAGUGAACUUGUUGGCGAUUGUGAUUCUCUGUCGAGGUAAAUGCGGUCUCUCCAAAUGCAUCACUCUCUACCUGGUGGCCAUGGCAGCGUCUGAUCUCCUGGUCGGCAUCACCGAUCCAUUUCUGCGACUGACUAUUCAAUUUCACUUCCCAUAUUCGUUGCUGAACAUUACUCCCGUAUGCGCGACUACCCAAGUCCUGGUCUUUGCAUCCACCGCGGUCUCUGUCUGGCUGACGGUGGCAUUCACCUUCGAUCGGUUUGUGGCUAUUUGUUGUGAAAAGCUGAAAACAAGAUAUUGCACUGAGAGAACAGCGGCUGUGAUUAUCGGGGCAGUGAGUGUGCUGGGCUGUUUAGAGAACAUCCCCCGUUGUUUUACGUUAGUACCUGACUACGUGUUUGAUGAUCUUCCCUGGGGUUGCUACACCAAACCCACCUUCUAUACGUCGUCUGCAUGGAACGCGUAUGAGGUCACACACCGCGUUCUAACCCCUUGUAUCCCGUUCUUUCUGAUUCUUCUGCUCAAUGUGCUGACGGUCAGGCGGAUUGUAGCGGCCAGCAGAGUCCGCAGGGGUCUCCGGGACCGCAGCAACCGAGAGAAUGACAAGGACCCGGAGAUGGAGAAUCGCAGGAAAUCAAUUGUUUUACUCUUUAGUAUCACGGGCACUUUCAUAUCGCUGUGGGCAACGCAAGCUGUCUUUUACAUAUUUACUAGUAUUACGAAGACCGGACCUGACAGCUCCCCUACCGGUUAUUACUACAUCACAAGUGUCACGUCGGCGUUCUUGCAGCUGCUCAGUUCCUGCACUAACACGUGUAUUUACGUGGUGACUCAGAGUAAAUUCAGAGGUGAACUGAUAAACGCGGUUAAAUUCCCACUGAGCGCAAUACGUGCACAUUUACAAUCUGAAUUUCAUACAACACGCAAACAGGAUAUUUGAGCCACCCAUCCGGAGCGGGUGGAGCGGUGGUGGAGCGCUGCUGCUGCUGCGGCCCGACCUCCGGAGAUUCGGCGGCUGCAACUGCGGGUCUGGCGGACGGCGGCACCGGGAGCCCGCGGGUCCCUGGAGGGAGACCGCUUUUCAGGGCUCCCGCAACGGCGACUUCUCCCGCCCGAGUUGCGGGGUCGAAGAGCUCCUGGAGCGGGGCCUCACAGCACCGCCCCGCGCGGCUUGGAAUGGCCGCGGGACUCUGCGAACGCACGCCGGGGGCUCCAACACCAAGACCCGGUGUGCGACCUUGCAUCACCCGGCGUGGCUUUAAUGGCUGCGGGACAAUCGCCAUCGCCAGCUGGGGGCUUUGACUUUGACUCUGACAUGGAGUGCAGUGGAGAGAUACGUUUUUUGGCCUUCCAUCACAGCAGUGUGAUGGAUGUUUAUGUAAAUUAUGUUGUGUCUUGGGUCUAUUUGUUUGUAAUGUAUGGCUGCAGAAACGACAUUUCGUUUGGACCUCAAGGGGUCCAAAUGACAAAUACAUUGUAUUGUAUUGUAUUGUAUUGUACGCCGACAAUCCAACAAUUUUAAUUCAUCCCACUAUGUUCUCUGCAUACUCAAAUUUUUACUUCGGAGUCACGUGAGUGAUUCCGUGAAGACCCCAGCUCCAGUGCGCAUGCGGCAUUGUCGCACAGCGUGCAGAACGCGGCAGCCAGCGGGAGUCGGGCUAGCUCCCGCAUCCAGGGACGAGAGGUAAGUACUUACCUUAAUCGGGCCUUGUGAUUUUUGCUCCAGGGGGAGCAAAGUGAGGCAUGGUGAGCGGGCCCCGUUUCGACUCCAGCGUGGGGCCGACAGUGACGGGGAAAAGGUGCCACCCGGACCGCUAACGCUGCGGACCGCUGCUAGGAGCUACGCUAAUGCCGGUCCGCUGAACAGCUGUUCCGUACAGCCGCGGACCGGCGGGAAAAUUUUAAAAAACCCGACCAGCAGCCCUGCAGACUCCUGACCAGGAGAAUCACCGCCCGGGAACCGCCACAACGCCGCCUGGAAAACGGCAGGCAGCCUCUCCUUACAGGUAAGGGGAAAUCUUACCAAUUUACAGGUUCUACAGGAGCCAUCUUCCUCCAAGCUGGAACAGGUUGGAGAAGGCAAAAUAAGUAUGUCUGUCUCCCCAAGCCAAAGGAGGUCAUGAAGUUCACCUCCAGGAGAAGGACUGCCUGCCCAACUCCACACGAGGGUCCUUAUCUGGGAGGCAGCCACCGGUAGCGGUGGAGCUAUUUCAAUGCUCCCGCUCACUCGGCACCGAGCCGCUCCCUGUGCCGCCGGUGUAAAGGGGCACUGGCUGAAUGCCAAGGGAGCUGACUCCUACCCCAGUGCCAUUGCACUAGCCAUCUCCCUUGUCGAGGGAUUGAUGCAACAGGGAGUGGAGUGCUUUGCCUCCUCCCAUUUAGCGCAUCCUUUAUGCUCCUUUUUUAAGGGCUAAGGAGGCCAGGGCUGGGCUGGCUUAAGCGCUGGGCAGGCGGACGAGAACAGCAGUAUGCCAGGGGAGCAGGAUCAGGAAGAGCCACUGGGUGUCGUGGGCCACUACAUGGCUCCUCCACGCGACCAUCUUCCCAACAAAAGCCCUGCAGGAGCAGGCCUUUCCAGAGGCAAAUCCGCAGGCAGCUGGGUCUCGUAGACUCACAGACAAGCAGCGAAUUCUACGGAAGGUCAAGAUGUUACCACCUUUGCUCGCCUUUGGUGCUGACGCCUAAGAUGUUCCCAUAUUUGGGAUACUCGACUGAACGAUGGUGCAUAUAGACCUGCCCGCAACCCCGAAUAUAUGGGGCUAUGCAAACCGCUGCUGCGGGGAAGAGGGAGCAGGCUAUGGGACGAGCAGGACAUCACAUCCAACACCCAGCUGGCAGCACCCCUCGGCAUCCACCAGCAAUAUCAAACAAGGACUGGUGAAAGCCUGGUGACCGCUGCAGAUCCCCCAUAGUUCUUUUUAGACGGGGCCCAGAGCGGAGCCGUGGGAAGAUGCGCCGCCCCACCGACAGCACCAGCAUACCAGCAAACUACGCCUUCAUGAAAAACAACAAGCAUGGAGGUAGGUAGUCUGGUUCCUCCCAGUUUACACUAAAACAAGGGUGUUCUACUAAACUGCAUGGGGAGUGGGCUAAGCAUGGGAUGCUGUCACAAAUAACCAAAAUAUACUCAACAGCAUUAGGGGAUAAAAACGAAUUCAAAUUGGGCAUUUUACUGCCAGUUCAGCAAUGCGCCCAAAGGGCUGUUUCUCCCUCUAAGAAAAGAGAAGUGAGAAGGCAAGCUGAACUAAACAGGCACAUUACUAAACGGAUUGGAAUUUGUAUCGAAUAUAUUCACCAAAACUAUAAAAGAUGAUGAAUGUAGCAUCAUCAUUGAUCUAAUAUCACUAAAUAAAUCUGUUGAGUAUAUCCACUUUAAGAUGGAGGUGGAGUUUUGUCACUGCCAGACAUCUGAUCUCCCUAGGAUACCUAUGGGGAGCAUUGAUAUGGGAGAUGCUAACUAUCUUAUACCAUAUACUAGGAUCAUUAUAGAUACCUAAAUAUAUUUACCUGGAUCAUGGAUAUCCCGGUUAGGGCAACCAUGGGAGCAUAUAGCAUUUCAUAUGGUCUAAACCUCAGCCCUAAACUAUUAUAAAUGGCCAUGAAAAUAUUAAGAAAACAAGCAUAAUCAUGGCACAUAUUGGAUGAUAUCCUCAUAUUAGGGGAAACAAAGGAAUUAGCUGUGGAGCAGUUCUAGCUACGAAACAGCUCCCUAAACCUGAGGUUCAUCCCACGCCCAGAUAAACCAGAAUUGAAGCGUUACUACCAAGGAUUAUCUGGGCUUCAAUAAUAAUUCCGUCCAUAUGACUGUUACUUUGCCAAGAUACUUGGGUCACUAUAAUCAAAUCAUGAAUGUACCCACUGAAGCUAUAUCACAAUUAAGGUGGUGGGCAGACAUAUAUUUGGCAUAGUUUUCAGCCCUAUUAUCAUCACCAAUCCCAACUUGGUUAUUUUAAAAACCAAUGCCAGUACUUUAGGCUGGGGAGCAACUAAACUCCAUAUCCAGCACAGGUAACAGAUGGACCAAGUCACAAACAUCGUUACUACACAUACCGGGCAUCAACUUCUUGGGAUUGGUGAUCGCCUAUUGGGCUAAAAAGCAUAUGCAUUUCAAAUGCAGCACGUACAUAUGUGGUUACGGAUUGAUACUACUAUGGUGGUGGCUUAUAUCAACCAUAUGGGGAGCAUAAUAAUCAUUAUUGUGCAACAAAUUGGUCAAACAAAUCUGGCAAUGGUGUGUCAAAAGACAUUUUAACUAUCAGCUGCCUAUGUCCUAGGGAGCUAGAACACAGUGGGAGACACCAUGUCACGGGGUAAAAUUUAUGAUUACAUUGAAUAGAUGUCAUAACCCAAAAUAUCUGCUAAAUUUAUUAAGCAGUUUGAUAGCCAGAUAUCAAUUUGGUUGCACAAGACGGAAUUACCAGUAACCCAUGUAUGUGACUUAGGAACCAGAUUAGAGGCAGCAGCAAUAGAUGCCUAUACGCUGGAAGGGGGAAUUUCUGCUUUGCCUUCCUCCCUUCUGCCUCAUCAGUCGGGCACUUCGCAAUACAGAUGGGAUCUGUCUCCGAGAUAUUGAACGUGCCCGACCGGCCUACAGCCAUGGUUCCCAGUUCAUCACGACACGGUGGGCGAGUCACCUAUGGAUUUCCCUAGCGGACCAUGGUUGCUGACUCAACCCAGUAUCAGGCAUAAGCCACCCAUGCCAGGGAAACAUCAAACUCCUGGGUGCAGGUUUUGAAUAGACCUUACCAGGGACUGGGAUUAUCCAAAGGAACCAUUACCACCAUGUCGGCAUCCCUGCGAACAGUCACUAAAAGCUAACAUGGGUAAAAUACUGCCACGACGCAGGGACAACGAACUAUUCAACCACUGACGUAUUGGAGUUCCUGGAACAUCUACACCAUGACUAAAAGGUGAGUUACAGUGCCGUAAAUACAGCAUGGAGCGCCUUAUCUGCUUAUCUAAAACCGCAUGUCAGCAGAGCAUGGGAUCCCAUCCACUGAAGGUAAACUUAUGAAGGGCAACUAUAAUAUAAGCCCCAAACACCCAGGUAUAUACCCAUGUAUGGGAUAUUGGUGUGAUAUUGACAUACCUCAGAGAAUGGCACCAGCCAGAUCCCUCAGCUUGCUUAAUCUAUGUUUUUAAAAAAGGCUCAUGCUUAUGGCUCUCGUACACGCUCAAAGAGUCCGGUCACUCCAUAAACUAGACUGGAUACAUGGUGAUUACCCCAGACGCAUCAAGUUCAUAUUUAGGUCUGGUAAAAUCUAACUCGCAGGUAUAUGGAUUCGGCACGAACUAGCAGGGUCGAGAUCGCCUGUGUUUUCCGUGCUGUAGUCAUUAUAUGGCUAUAUGGACCAGGAACGCCCGAUUCACUGGUGGGAUUCCGGGCCUACCCACCAGAGUCCAGGUUGAGUGUGGUGACCCAUCUACUACUACAUAUAGACACAACCCACUAUCUUAGAGGGAGAGGAAAGCCUAUGGGUCAACCACAGUAACCCAAAACGGGGUACGAGCCAAACCACUCCAAGGUGGCUCAAAUAGGUACUGAAAGCUGCCGGAAUAGAUUAUAAUACAUUUUAAUCCCAUUCCACUAGGACAGCAUUGGUAUCAGCGGCUGAACGAAUGGACAUCCCGGUUGACCACAUUUUCAAUACAGCAGAAUGGUCAAGGGAACCGCGUUCAGAACAUUUUUUAUUAUAAACCGUUGAUAAACCUGAUUUAAUUGCAGGAGAAUAUUACAAACUGCAAUAUUAAUUUAAGCUCAGAGGAGCUCUGUUAUGUUGUUAUUGUUAACAAAUACCUUUCUGUUUCUUUUGAAAGCAGAUCCACUGGUUGAUUACGAUAACACUUCCUCCCUCAUAAACUUCGGCAGUGAGUGAAAUAAAAACUGUUACACGGUUUGAAAUCACAGACCU
Molecule: messenger RNA, 7099 nt
Organism: Leucoraja erinaceus (little skate)
Lineage: Eukaryota; Metazoa; Chordata; Chondrichthyes; Rajiformes; Rajidae
Product: probable G-protein coupled receptor 139
Exons: 2
Coding region: 1132-2127 (331 amino acids)
Biological process (GO): G protein-coupled receptor signaling pathway
Cellular component (GO): membrane
Molecular function (GO): G protein-coupled receptor activity
Source: RefSeq, a predicted model, not a curated record